This is a messenger RNA of Guyanagaster necrorhizus, 1845 nucleotides long. Its product is annotated as FAD/NAD-P-binding domain-containing protein. The coding region runs from base 61 to 1821 and encodes 586 amino acids. The transcript has 15 exons. Gene Ontology annotation, molecular function: flavin adenine dinucleotide binding; NADP binding; N,N-dimethylaniline monooxygenase activity. The record is from RefSeq and is a predicted model, not a curated record. Lineage: Eukaryota; Fungi; Basidiomycota; Agaricomycetes; Agaricales; Physalacriaceae.
CUUCUUGACAUUAUUUAAGCCGUAUCAUGACUUGUCGUAAGGACCUGCAAAGUAAACCACAUGGUGGUUAGAAACGAAGCCGAAGAUACAAGCGCCGUUCUCGCACCGGAAGAUUGGACUUCGAAUCCCAGAGGAUACUCAGUCGACGAGCAUCCUGCUCGGACACCGGAGAGACGUCUUAAAAUCAUUGGCAUCGGUGCUGGCCUAACUGGAAUUCGUCUUGCCCAACAAGUUAAAACACACCACAGUGACUUGGUGGACCUCGUAAUCUAUGAGCAAGCAGAUCAGGCUGGAGGCUGUUGGCAUUGGAAUAGAUACCCUGGUGUCGCUUGUGAUGUGCCAGGAUCCAACUAUCAGUACAUCAAGGAACCAAAGACCGAUUGGAAGAGUUUUUAUGCAUCGGGUGCCGAAAUUCGACUAUACUAUCAGGACCAUGCCGAGAAGCAUGAUCUUAACAAGUAUAUUGUUUACAACCACGAAGUCAUUGGCGCGAGGUGGAGUGACGAGACUGGAGAAUGGUCGGUCACCACACGAGAUCCAUCCGGGAAGGAAAUACUCGACACUUGUAACGUCCUCAUUUCCAUGAGGGGAAGUUUGCAUCACCCCAAAUGGCCAGACUUGAAGGGAUUGCCGCUGUACAAAGGCGUUUUGGUGCAUAGCGCAAGGUAUCCCGAAGGGCUCGACUUGACAGGAAAACGCGUCGCGGUUCUGGGAUCAGGGUCAUCCGGACUACAGAUAGUUCCCUCCAUUCUCGAUAAUGUGAGUCACCUAUACCAUUGGAUUCGAUCUCCAACGUGGAUAGUCCCGAGCGUCGGCGCAAUGUUCGCUGGGCCUGGAGGUACUAACUUCGACUAUACAGAGGAAAAGAAAGAACAAUUCUCUCGAGAUCCAAAGCAUUACCUCUUGUAUCGCAAGGCUAUGGAGAGCGAACUUAACAAGCGCUUCCGAUUCGUAAUCUCAGGCUCAGAGGAAUCGAAGGCUGCACGCGCCAACUGUGAAGAGACGAUGCGAAAGAAACUUGCCACCGUACCACACAUCGCAAAGAAAAUCAUCCCAACAGAUUUUGACGUGGGAUGUCGUCGACCUACUCCAGGUCCAGGCUAUCUCGAAGCAUUGUCCAACCCCAAGAUGACAGUUUUUACUGAGGAACUCGGGGAAAUGACGGAUAAAGGGUUCAUAGAUGCCGAAGGGGUCGAGCACGAGGUAGAUGCAUUCAUCUGCGCUACGGGCUUUGAUACAUCGUGGAAACCUCAUUUUCCUAUCAUUUCUCGGGACGAAAAUCUCCAGGAUCGCUGGGCAGUGGAGCCUGACUCUUACAUCUCAUAUGCUGUUCCCAAUUACCCCAAUUUCCUCAUCGCUGCAGGUCCCUUUGGCGCUACUGGUCAUGGAUCUGCUGUGCCCAUCACUGAAAUCAUGAUUGAUACUUUCUUGAAGAUCGUUCGGAAGAUGGGAGAGGAACAUAUAAUUUCCAUGGAACCAACCGAGGAGGCGGCGAGGGAUUACAUGGAGCAUGCAGCAUUGUAUCUGCAGCGAACUGUGUGGACCGGCAAAUGCAAUUCAUGGUUUAAGAAGGGUCUGAGUGGCAUUCCGCACCAGUAUCCUGGCUCACGAGUACAUUUCAUGGAAGAAGCCCUCUCAUUCCGUCCGGAAGAUUGGAAAUAUAUCUACGCAUCAGGAAAUCGUUUUCGGUUCUGGGGGAACGGAUUUGCUCAGCGCGAAUUCGAUGGAAGAGACAACUCUUGGUAUUAUGGCCUCUUGGACGGCAAGGAUAAGAUGCCUGAUUAUACGGAGAUUUUUACUGAAUAUUCCAGGAAAGACUAGUGAUUGUGUAUCUGAGAAUCGAAC